Molecule: messenger RNA, 999 nt
Organism: Pelobates fuscus (common spadefoot toad)
Lineage: Eukaryota; Metazoa; Chordata; Amphibia; Anura; Pelobatidae
Product: vomeronasal type-2 receptor 26-like
Exons: 2
Coding region: 1-999 (332 amino acids)
Biological process (GO): G protein-coupled receptor signaling pathway
Cellular component (GO): plasma membrane
Molecular function (GO): G protein-coupled receptor activity
Source: RefSeq, a predicted model, not a curated record
AUGCACUCCUCUGAUGAAGUGACAGAUCAUCACGAAACGCGUAAGGCUGCAUCUUACCGAUACACCGACACAGAUUGGAAGGCAAAGUGGAAUGCACGCGAUAGUGAAAAAUGUAUAAAAUGCCCUGAUACUGAAUGGCCCAAUACGAAGAAGAAUCAGUGUUUUCCAAAACUGGAGGAAUUUCUAUCUUACAGCAAUGAUGUACUUUCUGUAAUCUUUUUGUCGAUAUCAUUACUUUGUAUUGUCAUAACUGUAGUUACAUUAGUUAUUUUUAUUUUCUAUCAAGACACACCUAUUGUAAAAGCCAAUAACAAGAACCUCAGCUUCAUCCUCCUGACCUCCAUCUUACUGAGCUUCCUCUGUGUGUUCUUGUUCCUCGGUCGCCCGGUGGAUAUAACCUGCAUUCUGCGUCAGACCUCUUUUGGAAUCAUCUUCUCGAUAGCUGUAUCCUGUAUUUUAACCAAGACAAUCAUGGUUUUCAUUGCUUUCAGUGCCACCAAACCUGGAAGCUCCUGGAACAGAUGUAUUGGUGUUAAACAGUCUAACCUGCUUGUAGCAAUGUUUUCAUCCAUCCAAGUUUUAAUUAAUAUAAUAUGGUUAGCGAUAUCUCCGCCCUUUCAGGAACUGGACUCCCAUUCUUAUCCAGGCAAGAUCAUCAUUCAGUGUAAUGAAGGUUCCGUUAUUGCCUUCUACUCUGUGCUGGGUUAUAUGGGCCUUCUGGCAGCUGUUAGUUUUAUUGUAGCAUUUUUGGCCAGGACAUUACCGGACAGUUUUAAUGAGGCCAAGUACAUCACCUUCAGCAUGCUGGUGUUCUGCAGUGUUUGGAUUGCAAUGAUCCCGGCCUAUCUGAGCACCAAAGGGAAGUACAUGGUGGCUGUAGAGAUUUUUGCCAUUUUGAUUUCAAGUGCUGGACUUCUAGGUUGCAUAUUUUUCCCAAAACUAUACAUAAUAUUAUGUAAACCUGAAAUGAAUGCAAAAAUAUGCUUGUUCAAUAAAUGA